Molecule: messenger RNA, 1365 nt
Organism: Chara braunii
Lineage: Eukaryota; Viridiplantae; Streptophyta; Charophyceae; Charales; Characeae
Source: the annotation of a GenBank genome assembly
ACGUGUAUACGUCCCAAGCAGAAGACACGCCGUCACCAUUGCUCGUCACCGUUGUCGUCUUCGCAGGAGCACCUUCGUCGUCGACGUGUACACCGUGCACUCCUGUCGGCAGUCCCCGGGAUCGAUGUUGUGCGCCCCUGCAGACGUGGAGUCUUCUUUAUUUCGCGACGUCCACCUCCACAGUUGAAGUUGUAGGUGAUGGACAUGAACGGGGAGGUGGGGCGCGACACACUCAGCAAGACAAGGCGGACGGUGGUGGUAGCAGUCAUCAACGCCAUCCUCAUCCGCUGUCAGGUGCAGAGGACUGAGGGGAGGAUGAAAGCGGCCAUUCACACACGGAGGAAGAAGACACUGCCGUCCUUAAAUGUGGAGGAAGAUGGCAGUGCUGCCAUUUGCGACGCCAUACUGCAGAUCUGCUACGCCAUGGGGUGUGAAGGGUUUCCCAGAGCGCCUCCCAGGUGGUGGAUGAAGCGACGUACAGGGGGGACGUGGGAGGAUCUGCGGCAUUGCGACGACGCGACGGCGGACUACUUCAAGGACAAGCUGCGCAUGUUGCUGUGUGUGUUCCGAGAGAUAGCGGAAACUCUGUCUCCCUUCCUUGAACGGCGUGUGACUUUCUAUAGGGAGCCCCUCCAGCCUGACCACAUUGUCGCCUACGCUUUGUACAGAUGGGCGUCGGGGGAGACGUACGAGAGCGGGACAUGCAGCUUCAGCAUUGGCAGAUCUUCAGGGUUGGUGGCUGUACGGGAUGUAACUGCGGUGUUGCUGACUGCGUACCCCGACAAGAUAUCGUGGCCAACGGGAUUGCAGAAGGCGGUCGUCUUGCGCGCUUUCGCUGACAAGGGUUUCCCUAACUGCCAUGGGUGCAUCGCCUGCACCCACAUCUUCAUCGACAAGCCAACGAAUUGCCCCGGGGAGGAGUACUAUGACAGAAAACGUCGUUUUUCCGUCCAGCUGCAGGUGAUCGUCAAUCUGAGUUAGUGCUGGCUGGAUGUGUUCGUCGGAUAUCCAGGAAGUUGCCAUGACGUAAGGAUCGUCCACCUGUCGAGUUUAUGGGUGCGCGCGGAGGCAGGGCAGCUUUUCAUUGGACCGCUUGUCAUGCUGCCUUUCGGUGUGCGGACAAACGGGUAUCUACUAGGCGACAACGAUUAUCCCCCCUCCGAAUGGGUAGUCGUCCCCUACGGUGGUCUCACACAGCAACCGUUGGAGUUGCGCUUCGACAACAAGCAGAAGACAACGAGGGGAGCAAUCGAGAGGGCUUUCGGAAGAUUGAAGGGGAUGCGGAGGUUAUUCCUUCGCUCCCACAAGACGAACAUGGAUACGUUGCCGCAAUAAUUCGUCGUCGCCUGCAUUCUGCACAACGUA